This is a messenger RNA of Prunus dulcis (almond), 1733 nucleotides long. RefSeq names its product protein DETOXIFICATION 35-like. The record is from RefSeq and is a predicted model, not a curated record. Gene Ontology annotation, cellular component: membrane. Gene Ontology annotation, molecular function: antiporter activity; xenobiotic transmembrane transporter activity. Gene Ontology annotation, biological process: xenobiotic detoxification by transmembrane export across the plasma membrane. Lineage: Eukaryota; Viridiplantae; Streptophyta; Magnoliopsida; Rosales; Rosaceae. The transcript is spliced from 7 exons. The coding region runs from base 18 to 1526 and encodes 502 amino acids.
CCUAUCUACCUAUCUUAAUGGAGGAACCGCUACUGGACACAGCUGCGGGCGCUGAUCAGUUGAGCACUAAGCCUCAUGAUCUGUAUGAAGGUGGGAACGAAGACUAUGCUCCAGUGAGGAGCUUCGAUGCGCUGCGGUGUAUGUUUUGGAUCGAGACAGUGAAGCUCUGGAAAAUGGCAGGUCCGGCAGUGAUCACUAUGUUGUGUAUGUAUGGGACUAACUCAGCUGUCGUUCUCUUUGUUGGUCAUCUCGGAACUGUAGAGCUCUCAGCUGUCUCCAUUUCUCUAGCCGUCAUUUCCACAUUCGCUUUUGGAUUCUUGUUUGGCAUGGGGAGUGCUCUGGAGACCUUGUGUGGGCAGGCAUUUGGAGCUGGGGAGAUUCAUAUGCUUGGGAUUUACAUGCAGCGCUCGUGGAUAAUCCUAUUAGUAACCAGCCUCUUCAUCUUGCCAAUUUACAUCUUUGGCACACCCGUUUUGAAGUUGCUAGGCCAAGAAGAUGACAUAGCCAAUCUAGCUGGAGAAUUUACAAUCCAAACAAUCCCCUCAUUGUUCUCACUUGCCAUUAUUUUUCCAGCUCAGAAAUUCCUUCAGGCUCAGAGAAAGGUUAUGGUCCUUGCAUGGAUUGCAGUUUUUGGUUUGAUCAUACAAAUUGGACUGCUCUGUCUCUUCAUUUUGGUGUUUGGUUGGGGCACACUGGGUGCGGCUGUUGCAUUUGACAUUGUAAGAUGGGGCAUGGCAAUUGCUCAAGUUGUGUAUAUAAUGGGUUGGUGCAGGGACGGCUGGACUGGGUUUUCAUGGUUGGCUUUCAAGGAGAUAUGGGCCUUUGUAAGACUUUCCCUUGCCUCUGCUGUCAUGCUCUGCCUUGAGAUUUGGUACACGAUGAGCAUACUCAUUCUCACAGGCCAUCUUGAUAAUGCAGUUAUAGCAGUUGGUUCCCUUUCUAUUUGCGUGAACAUUAACGGAUUUGAACUAAUGUUGUUCGUUGGAAUAAAUGUGGCAAUAAGUGUGCGUGUCUCCAAUGAGCUUGGAUCAGGACGACCAAGAGCUGCCAAAUACUCUGUCUAUGUGACAGUAUUUCAGUGUCUUCUAAUUGGGAUUUUUUUCACGAUUGUGAUCUUGAUAACCAAAGACAGUUUUUCCCUACUUUUUACAAGUGACAAGGAUCUGCAACAAGCGGUCGCUAAGCUAGCAUAUCUUCUUGGUAUAACUAUGUUGCUCAACAGCAUCCAGCCAAUAAUAUCAGGGGUUGCAAUUGGAGGUGGAUGGCAGGCACUGGUAGCUUAUAUAAACUUGGGUUGUUACUACAUUUUUGGACUUCCUCUUGGAUAUCUUCUUGGUUAUACUGCAAAUCUGGGUGUUGCAGGACUUUGCGGGGGCAUGAUAUGUGGAACUGCUCUCCAAACCUUGCUUCUGAUGAUUGUGCUCUACAAAACCAACUGGAAUAAAGAGGUGGAGCAAGCAACAAAACGAGUGAGGAAGUGGGGUGGUCAAGACGUCACAGCUGAGAAUGGAGCUCAAAGUACCUGAAAUUCUUUGCUCCUUCAAUGUUCAAUGUUCAAACUUUUUGUUUUGGAUGAAUAAAUAUCCUUAAGUACAAGUACAAAAAAGGCAACGAUAUAGUGAGAUUUCUAGCUUUGCCAUUUUCAGAGGCCAAUGCAUAUUCCUCUGUUCAUAAGCUUAACGGUGUCGGCGCCUAUUUUUGGACUUUGGCCAACCAUUACCAUGAUUUGAGUA